Messenger RNA from Lasiosphaeria miniovina, 2217 nucleotides. RefSeq lists its product as uncharacterized. The record is from RefSeq and is a predicted model, not a curated record. NCBI's taxonomy places the organism in Eukaryota, Fungi, Ascomycota, Sordariomycetes, Sordariales, Lasiosphaeriaceae. Gene Ontology annotation, molecular function: FAD binding; oxidoreductase activity. The transcript has 3 exons. The coding region runs from base 1 to 2217 and encodes 738 amino acids.
AUGCGCCGAUCCCUCUUGCUCCUCCCGCUGGCGUCGGCGGCCGUGGCCGACGUGUCGGCGGCGUCUGCAAACUUUGCGUGGGAGCGAGCCCAGCUCGGCGCGAACGAGACGGCCGGGUACCCGGACAUUGCGUUUGGCGACGCGACGGGGAGCAACGCGUCGUACGCAGGGCCCAAGUGCCGCGUCGGGCCGGGCGACGCGGCGUGGCCGGCGGCCGCCGAGUGGCGGCGGUUCAACAGCACGCUCGGCGGCGCGCUGCUGAAGCCGCUGCCGCCCGGCGCCGCCUGCUACCCCGGCAGCCCCAGCUACAGCGCCGCGCAGUGCCAGUUUCUCCUGACCACGGCGCCUCUGACGCGCUUCUACCCCAACGACCCGCUGACUGUGCUGACUGCCUGGGCCGAGGGCAACACCUGCCAGGCCACGUGGUUCCCAACGGGCAACUGCACCCAGGGCGGGUAUCCCGUGUAUGUGGUGAACGUGUCUACUGUGCGCCACAUCCAGCUCGCGGUCAACUUUGCGCGGAACCGGAACCUCCGGCUCGUGAUCAAGAACUCGGGCCACGACUUCGGCGGGCGGUCGACGGGCGCGGGGGCGCUGAGCAUCUGGACGCACUUCCUCAAGGAUUUCGAGUUCCUGCCGCACCACACCAUCGACGGGUACGUGGGCCGCGCGGCACGGGUCAGCGCGGGCAUCGAGGCGUGGGAGCUGUGGAACUACAUGGACGAGUACAACAUGACUAUGGUAGUGCCGGGCGGCGACACGGUCGGCGCGUUCGGCGGGUGGACGGCCGGCGGCGGCCACAACUCGCUCAGCUCGUCGUACGGCCUUGGCUCGGACCAGGUCCUCGCCUUCCAGGUCGUCACGGCGGAUGGCAGGUACCGCACCGUCACGCCGCACCAGAAUGCGGAUCUCUUCUUUGCCAUGCUUGGCGGGGGCGGCAGCACGUACGGGGUCUUCACGUCGGCCAUCGUCAAGGCCUAUCCGCCGACACCCGUGACCAACCUGCCGCUGAGCUUCCAGGUCGGCGCGGGAAUGUCGUUUGGCUUUGGAAACUUCUCCUUCCCGCCGGGAAAUUUCUCCGGGCCCGGAAACUUCUCGUUCCCGCCGUUCCCGCCGUUCCCAGGCGCGAACGGCACGUUUCCGCCACUAGGCAACGGAUCGUUCCCCGGGUUCCCCUUCCCAGCCCUCAACGGGACGCUGCCCGGCAACUUCAGCUUCCCGUUCCCCGGCGGCGGCAACGGCUCGUUCCCGGGAUUCGAGCCGCCCGUCGUCGUCAACUCGACCGACAUCUUCUGGGAGGGGUUCUGGCUGUACCAAAAGUUCGCGCCCGUAGUGUGCGACGCCGGCGGCACGCUGUACAGCUACCUCACCAAAGUCAGCAACACGAGCUACACCUUCUCGACCACGUUCGAGAUGCCCAACAUGACGCCGCGGGAAGUCCAGGAUCUCGUCGACCCGCUGUUCAAGGGGCUCAACAGGCUGGGCAUCCCCGUGGCCAACAAAGUCCCCGAGACAACGGCGGCCUUCGCGCCGGCCGCUCGAACCGGGGCUGGGAGCUCGCCGGGCAACAUUUAUUUCGGCUCGCGGCUGUUCCCGCGCGCCAACUGGGACAACGACACCAUCUACAACACGACCGUCGCAGCAAUUCGCACCGUCGUCGAGGCCGGCUACACGUUCCACGGGAUCAACCACCAGCCGGCGUACAAGAUCGCCGGGUUCCCGGGCAACACGACGGCCAUCAGCCCCAACUGGCGCGCGGCUAUCAUGCACGCCGACAUCUUCGACUACUCGUUGUUCGGCGGUGGCGGCGGCGGCGGCGGUUUCGGCGGGGCAUCGUCUGCACCGGCGUCCCCGGAAGCCGUCAAAGCGAGCCACGCCAAGUUCAACAGCUACAUGGACGUGAUCCGCGCGGCGACGCCGGCCGGCGGGAGCUACUUCAACGAGGCCGACGUGCAGGAGCCCAACUGGCAGCGCAGCUUUUUUGGUGCUAACUACGCGCGCCUCGCCCGCGUCAAGCGCGCGCGCGACCCUUGGGGCCUCUUCUGGGCGCCCACGAUGCCAGGCAGCGAGGCGUGGGCUGUCGGCACGGCCGACGGCCUGCCGACGCAGAACGGCCCGCUGUGCCAGACGGGGUUUGUCGAGGGCGACGGUGAGGGGCUGGGAGGGGGCGAGGGGCAGCCGGAGCGGAACGUGAGGGCGGUUAGGAGGAGGGAUUGA